Colletotrichum spaethianum is the source of this 246-nucleotide messenger RNA. RefSeq lists its product as uncharacterized. NCBI's taxonomy places the organism in Eukaryota, Fungi, Ascomycota, Sordariomycetes, Glomerellales, Glomerellaceae. The record is from RefSeq and is a predicted model, not a curated record. The transcript has a single exon. Bases 1 to 246 code for a protein of 81 amino acids.
AUGCGUUCGACGUCCAUUUUCCUUGCUUUCGCUGCCUUUACCGGCAUGGCUGCUUCCAAGCGCGGCUGUAAGCAUGAUGAAACCAACCCUGGCUGGGGCUGGUACUGGGUCGUUGUGGGCGACAGUCUCAACGCGAUCGCCGCCGACUUUAACACCACAGCCGUCGAGCUUGCCAAGACAAAUAAUAUUACGAACCCCGACUUUCUACCAGCCUGGGUGACCAUCGUGGUUCCCUGCGAGUCUUGA